Messenger RNA from Triticum turgidum subsp. durum (durum wheat), 3153 nucleotides. The record is from the annotation of a GenBank genome assembly. Lineage: Eukaryota; Viridiplantae; Streptophyta; Magnoliopsida; Poales; Poaceae.
AUGAGCUCUUGGCAAGAAAACACCAGGCCUUGCAACUGGACGGGCAUCAUGUGCACGGCUGUCCGCCAUGGCCGCCGCAUGCCCUGGGUGGUCACAAACAUCUCCCUGCCUGAUGCUGGCAUCCAUGGUCAGCUUGGUGAGCUCAAUUUCUCAGCUCUUCCAUUCCUCACAUAUAUUGACCUUCGAAACAACACUCUCCGUGGUGCACUACCCCCUAGUAUCAACUCCCUGUCAGCCCUUUCGGUACUUGACCUUUCCUACAACCAGCUCACAGGGAAAAUUCCUAGUGAGAUUGCUGACCUGCAAAGUCUCAUGCUGCUUGAUCUUUCAUUCAACAGACUCGCGGGACAUAUCCCUGCGUCCUUAGGUAACCUCACAAUGUUAACUGAUCUUCUCAUUCACCAAACCAUGGUUUCAGGUCCUAUUCCUGAGGAGAGUGGAAGGCUUGUCAACCUAAAAAAUCUACAGCUAAGCAACAACACCUUAAGCGGCAUGAUACCAAAAACGCUUGGAAAUCUGACCCAACUAAAUACUUUGUUCCUGUUUGGUAAUCAACUUUCAGGGCCUAUACCCCAAGAACUAGGCAGGCUAGUCCAUUUGCAAAUUCUCCAGCUUGACUCAAAUGAUUUUUCAGGUCCAAUUCCAAUCUCUGUAACCAAUCUCACUAAGAUGAACACACUUUCUCUCUCUAAAAAUCAAAUCACGGGUCUAAUACCCCCAGAACUAGGUAACCUCGCUAUGCUCAAUGAUCUUUCUCUAUAUACAAACCAAAUCACAGGUCCAAUACCUUUAGAAUUGGGGAACUUGCUGAAUCUCCAGAUUUUAGAUUUGGACGACAACCAAAUAUUUGGCUCUAUUCCUGGCAGCUUAGGAAAUAUAACCAAGCUAGUAGAAUUAUCCCUCUCUGUAAAUAAGAUAACUGGUUCCAUUCCCCAAGAGAUUGGCAAUCUCAUAAACCUCGAAUAUUUAGGCUUGCAUCAGAACCAAAUUUCGGGAUCAAUGCCAAAAACUUUGGGGAAGCUGCAAAGCAUCCAAGAACUACAAAUCUUUGAUAACAAAUUAUCAGGUACUCUUCCUGAUGAAUUUGGAGAUCUGAUGAGCCUUGUUCACCUUGGGCUGUCUGAAAACUCACUUUUAGGACCUUUACCCGCAAAUAUAUGUUCAGGUGGAAGACUUCAAUAUCUUGGUGUCUCUUCUAAUAUGUUCAACGGCCCCAUUCCAAGUAGUCUAAAGACAUGUACGAGUUUGGUUCUAAUUGACCUUGGGUCGAACCAACUAACAGGAGAUAUAUCUCAGCAUUUUGGUGUGUAUCCACAACUAAUAAAAAUGAGCUUGUCAUCGAAUAGACUCUCUGGGGAGAUCUCACCAAAUCUAGGUGAAUGUACCCAGCUAACAGUACUAUCUCUAGGAAACAAUAUGAUCUCGGGUUCCAUACCUCCAAUCCUUUCUAAAUUGUCCAACCUAGUAGUACUAAGACUCGAAUCGAAUCAUCUCAGUGGUGAGGUUCCACCAGAAAUCUGCACUUUAACCAAUCUAUAUAGCCUGAACAUGUCAUCGAACCAACUAUCUGGAUCUAUACCUACACAGAUAGAAAAGUUGGGCAAUCUAGGAUACCUUGAUAUUUCUGGAAAUAAACUGAGUGGAUUAAUACCUGAGGAACUAGGGGCAUGCACGAAACUACAGUACUUGAAGAUCAACAACAACCACUUUAGGGGGAGUUUACCUAGUGCGAUUGGAAAUUUAGUAGGCCUGCAGAUCAUGUUAGAUGUGAGCAACAAUAACCUUAGUGGUGCGUUGCCGCAGCAACUUGGGAAGUUGGGGAUGCUAGAAUCUCUUAAUUUAUCACAUAAUAAGUUCGCUGGCAGCAUUCCAUCCUCCUUUGCAAGCAUGGUGAGCCUUUCAACACUUGAUGUGUCCUACAAUGUCUUGGAAGGACCAAUCCCAACAACACGACUACUCCAAAAUGCUUCAGCAAGUUGGUUUCUUCCCAAUAAAGGUCUGUGUGGUAAUCUCUUUGGCCUGCCACCUUGUUAUUCAAGCCCAAUAGAUGGUCACCACAAAUGGAAGACACUUGGUUUGCUUUUGCCAAUUGUUCUUGUGGUGGGUUUCAACAUUGUUUUUGCGAUUGCUGUCAUAAUAAUGCUUCGGCAUAACAAGAGAAAACCACAAGAAGGUGUCAUUGCUGAAGCAAGGGACUUAUUCUCUGUUUGGAAUUUUGAUGGAAGAUUGGCAUUUGACGAUAUUUUAAGAGCAACAGAAGACUUUGAUGAUAAGUACAUCACUGGAACAGGAGGAUACGGGAAAGUCUACAAGGCCCAACUCCAAGAUGGGCAGCUGAUUGCUGUGAAGAAGCUUCAUCAGACCGAAGAAGAGUUGGAUGAUGAAAGAAGAUUUCGUAGUGAAAUGGAAAUCUUAACGCAAAUCCGACAACGAAGCAUUGUCAAAAUGUAUGGAUUCUGCUCCCAUCCAGUGUAUAAAUUUCUAGUCUACGACUACAUUCAGCAGGGAAGCCUCCACGGAAUAUUAGAAAAUCAGGAGCUAGCAAAGGAAUUAGAUUGGAAGAAGAGAAUUGCUCUUGCAACUGAUGUGGCUCAAGCAAUAUCUUAUUUGCACCACGAAUGCAGUCCACCUAUAAUCCAUCGAGAUAUCACAAGCAACAACAUCUUACUUGAUACAUCCUUCAAGGCUUUUGUCUCGGAUUUCGGCACGGCAAGGAUUCUUAAGCCCGAUUCGUCAAACUGGAGUGCACUAGCAGGAACGUUUGGCUACAUAGCUCCUGAACUGUCGUACACAUCUGUUGCGACAGAGAAAUGUGAUGUCUAUAGCUUUGGGGUGGUUGUGUUAGAGCUAGUGAUGGGCAAGCAUCCAAGGAAUUUAUUAGAUGGUAGUCUUUCUAACGGCGGACAAUCAAUGAUGGUGAAAGAUAUUCUGGACCAACGGCCGACAACACCAAUAACAACAGAAGAGAAUAACUUAGCUCUGCUCAUCAAGUUGGCCUUAUCUUGUUUGGAAUCUUCUCCCCAAGCAAGGCCAACCAUGCAGGAGGCAUACCAAACACUCAUCCAGCGACCAUCUUCUAGUUCUUGUUCUGUGCCUUUCAGCGCGCUUAUAUUACAGCAAGGGAUGCAUGCUGAUAUAAGUUCUGAAUCCUAG